UUGAGAAACUAUUUGUUAAAAUCCAAUUUUUGGAAGGAUUUUGCACUAAAAAUCCCUAUAUCCCUUCAUCUCCUCUCGUUGAAAUCCUCAGAUACCGAAAAUGGGUUUGAUGGAUGCAAUAUCUGCCAUAGAUUGGGAGAAGGAAUCCUAUCCUCUCUACGAAGAUUUCGUCUUUAUCCCCAUCUUCGCAGUCUUCUUCCCUUCAGUACGCUUCUUCCUCGACAGAUUCAUAUUCGAGAAGUGCGCAAGGCGAUCUAUUCUUGGAAAGGGAAAUGACAAGCUCAUUGUCGAUGCAGAAGAAAGGAGGAAGCUCAGUAAAUUCAAGGAGUCUGCAUGGAAAUUUGUUUAUUUUCUUUCAGCAGAGAUUCUGGCUCUGUCUGUUACGUAUAACGAGCCAUGGUUCAUGAACACCAAAUGCUUUUGGGUAGGACCUGGAGAACAGGUCUGGCCAGAUCAGAAGACCAAAUUGAAACUGAAGGGAUUGUAUAUGUACGAUGCUGGAUUCUACAUGUACUCGAUAUUUGCCUUGGUUUUCUGGGAGACAAGGCGGUCGGACUUUGGGGUAUCGAUGGGUCAUCAUCUAGCAACUCUCGUUCUCAUCGUGUUGUCUUACGUACUCAGGUUCGCUCGUGUCGGUUCUAUUGUUCUAGCUCUUCAUGAUGGUAGUGACGUGUUCUUGGAAGUGGGGAAGAUGUCCAAGUACUCUGGCUAUGAAGGGAUUGCUAGUGUUUCUUUCAUUUUAUUUGUUACGUCAUGGGUUAUCCUUCGCCUCACGUACUACCCGUUCUGGAUCCUCCGCAGCACAAGCUAUGAAGUGCUUUUGGUCUUGCACACGGAGGCGCACAAGGUGGAUGGAACCAUAUACUAUUAUGUAUUCAAUACUCUUCUCUUCUGCUUGCUCGUGCUUCACAUCUAUUGGUGGGUGUUAAUGUAUCGGAUGCUCGUGAAACAAGUCAAAGCAAGAGGCCAGCUUGGGGAUGAUGUUCGAUCAGACUCCGAAGGUGAAGAUGAACAUGAAGAUUGAUCGGUGAACAAGGUUGGAGGUUUCUAACACAUGUUGUAUGGAUGCUGCAAGGGGAUCAAAAUCUCAAACUGCAUCAUCAUCAUUAGCACUAUCAUUUGUUUGUGUUUCUUCAGCAAUAUCAGCCCUUCGCACUCGGAUCUGGGUAUUCCAGUCAGGGACAGAUCCAUCGAUGUAUUCUUCUCGCGGAUAACCUCAACCAUUGGACAAGCAAGUUCGAAUCCACGAAAAUGGUCAGUAUGGGAAAUCAUUCAUUGUCGAAAGGCUUUUGUAUAUUAUUUGGAGAAGCAGAACAUGAACAGGCGAUUGAGUGUGCAGGUGGAUGUGAUUGAUAUCUGAUUUGUGGCCCACCCAAACUAAGGUUCUAGUCUCCCAUGUCAUCUAUGAAUAUUUACAUUGGAGCAAUGACAUUCUGUGGUGGGAUUGGGCCUGGAUCACAUCA
Molecule: messenger RNA, 1463 nt
Organism: Magnolia sinica
Lineage: Eukaryota; Viridiplantae; Streptophyta; Magnoliopsida; Magnoliales; Magnoliaceae
Product: ceramide synthase 1 LOH3
Exons: 6
Coding region: 101-1024 (307 amino acids)
Biological process (GO): ceramide biosynthetic process
Cellular component (GO): membrane; endoplasmic reticulum
Molecular function (GO): sphingosine N-acyltransferase activity
Source: RefSeq, a predicted model, not a curated record